CAUGGCGUACCUCACGCACUGCUGCGGUUGCAUGACAGUUCGAACUGGAACAAUGGUGUUGGCCAUCUUAAAUAUGAUCGGCAGUGUAAUUUCCCUGGCUGUCAUUUCCGUCCUCGCCGGGUUCCUCAAGUCGACUGCGAACAUCCAUGCAAACGAGCCGUCGCUGUACCGCGCGGCUAUGGGUGGGUUCGCUCUACUCGUCCUGCUAGCCAUCAGCUCCGGCGUCGUGUUCAUCGCGGCCUGCCUGUGCCUAUGGGGGGUACGCAGGAAUAAUCGUCUCUACGUCUUGCCUUUCCUGAUAUGUCAACUCGUGGACUUGGUGUUCCGAGCGAUCCUUGUCAUCUUCCUGAUCGCAGUUCUCGCAACCACCAUCUACUUUUUCUGGGUAGUUGUGUCCUACUACAAGCAACUGGAGUUUGCCGAGAGAAACCCAGGCGUUGCCACGAUGCCUGCCGCUCAAGUUGUGCCUCCUAUGUCCUACGUGCCACCUCCCAGUGCCCCGCCUUCGGCUCCGGGAGUCCACAAUUCAGGAUACGUUGUGUGA
Ixodes scapularis (black-legged tick) is the source of this 544-nucleotide messenger RNA. RefSeq names its product lysosomal-associated transmembrane protein 4A-like. The record is from RefSeq and is a predicted model, not a curated record. NCBI's taxonomy places the organism in Eukaryota, Metazoa, Arthropoda, Arachnida, Ixodida, Ixodidae. Bases 2 to 544 code for a protein of 180 amino acids. The transcript has 5 exons.